UAAUCAAAUAUAUGUAAUAUAAACUAUUUUUUUUAUUAACUGCAGGUUGAAUGCAGUUUAGCUUUAAUUAGUCUUAUUUUGAUCAAAUAAUAGUAGGUAUAUAUAUUCUCUCUGGUAUUCGUGUUAAUGCACUCUAAACAUAACAAUGUUAUCAGUAAUACAACAGCUUAUUUCGAAAUGAUAAUUAGAACGCUACGUCACAUUAUUGUAAUUGACAACAGAUGCUUCACAGCUUCUAAUUAAAAGGAGUUCAUUAUUGUUAGUCAUAUCUGUGCUACGGGACAGAUAAUACUUCUUAUAUAGGUAUAGCAUCUCGGACUAGACUUGAAUUUAAGGUUCUCGAUUAUGAUCGAAUGUUUUACAUCCUUAGUGCAAAUGAUAUUACUACAUAAUAAAAAUAUCCGAGCGUUGAUAUUCGUUGCAAAUAUGCUGUCGCAAUCAGUAGAUUCUAAUGAGCUUUCAUCUACGUAUACUUUCAGCACUGUUUCAACGUGUCCCUUGUCCAUAACAGUUUUAGAUUUCAUUCAUAACUUUACUCAAUCCGAUCUAGAAAUUAAAUGGCCCUGUGAAGUACGUUCUUACUGGCUAUCAUUGUUACCAUUUGUCAGAUUCGUUCGUUUCUUGCUUCGCUAUGUAACACCGUUUAUUAUAAUAAUCGGUGUAUUGUUAAAUAGUAUAUCUUUUAGUAUGUUGAGCACACCAGUGUUAUGUGACUCCAAUUUGUCACUUUAUCUAAGUGCGCUCGCUAUAUCGGAUAAUGGAGCAUUAAUUUUCAAUUACGCUGUCAGUGUCGCAAAAUCGCACUCGACAUCCGUUAAUAAUCUCUUUAUGAAUAGCAGAUUCUUAUGCGGCACGAGUUCCGUGAGCAUGGAGCUUUUCCAAUUUACGUCGACUUGGUUGAUUGUUGCUCUGACGUGGACGCGCGUAAUCGCUGUAAUGUUUCCAUUUGGAGCUCGUAGCUGCCAGAAUUGUUCCGCAGUUAUAAUUGUCACAACUUUGAUUUGCAUAAGCUUUAUAAUAUCCUUAACGAAGUUGUAUUCUGUUGGAUAUGAGACUGACAGCGUUUUCGAAUUUGUACCAUGCCAGGAGAAAAUAAAACCAUGGGGUUACGCUAUGUACUUUUACAUCGCUCUGUCCACAUGGCUACCAUUGCUUUUUAUAUCCAUUGGUAAUUUGCUGUUAAUUAUUCGCAUGAGAAAGACUUAUAAAAUUCACAAUGAAUUAACUCAUCAUUUCAGAUAUAAAAGCAACAGAACAUAUAAUUAUAGUAGAACGUUACUUGCGGUAUCGAUUGUACAUUUAAUUUUGUUAUUGCCACUUGGAAUCGUUGAGACAUUGGAACUUUAUUGGGAUGUAAUUUUAAUUAAACAUCCUGCUAAAAAUGCAGAAGAAAAUGAACGCUAUAUACACUGGUUGAAAGAGAAGAUGUUAUUCAAAUGGUGCCGUGGCUUGUUCUUUCACAUAUACCACUGGAAUUUUGCAAUAAACUUCUUUCUAUAUUAUCUUGCAGGAAAGAAGUUCCGAAGUGUCGUAACGCAAACGUUGAAAAAUUAUACGAAUUCACACUUGUGUUAUAAAAAUAUCUUUAAAUGUAACAAAUGGAGUAAUUGUCAUAAACAUUUGACAACAAUACGAUCUUCUAGUACAUUGUGGGCAAGAGCUGUUAUGCGAAAUAAACAAUGUAUCGAUGAUAAUAUUAUAGCAAGUAAUGUUAAUGAAAGAAAUAGCAAUAUUACCCAGUUAUAAAAAUAAAAUGCAUUUUA
Messenger RNA from Nylanderia fulva, 1763 nucleotides. RefSeq lists its product as uncharacterized. The record is from RefSeq and is a predicted model, not a curated record. Lineage: Eukaryota; Metazoa; Arthropoda; Insecta; Hymenoptera; Formicidae. Gene Ontology annotation, cellular component: membrane.